AUGGAUGCCACCAGUACAGCGCUCGAAGCCUUCUCUUCAUCCUCACCAUCCAAUUCCUCAAAACAUUGGAAAUACGACGUGUUCUUGAGCUUUAGAGGUGAAGACACACGCAAGAACUUCACGGACCACCUCUAUUGUACAUUAAAAGACAACAGGGUCAACGCCUAUAUUGAUGAGAAAGAACUACCAAGAGGCGAAAAUAUAUCAGAAGAACUAAAGCAAGCAAUCGAACAGUCUAGGAUCUCUGUCAUCGUCUUCUCAAACAGGUAUGCGGAUUCCACAUGGUGUCUUGAGGAGCUGGAGAAGAUCAUGGAGUGUAGAAGUAGAGGACUUGGGCAAAUGGUUUUGCCAAUUUUCUAUGAUGUUGAUCCUACACAUGUCAGGAAACAAACUGGUAGUUUUGCAGAAGCAUUCAAAACACAUGAAGCGAACUUCCCUAAAGAUAACGAUAAGAUAAAGAGGUGGAGAUCUGCUUUGUUUGAAGCUGCAAAUUUGGCUGGCGGGAACCUUAAAAACAUUGAUGGGUAUGAAGGAAAGUUUGUAGAGAAAAUUGUAGCCGAGAUCACCAGAAAACUGAACAACACAUGCUUACACGUAGCCACCAACCCAAUUGGAAUAGAUUCCCAUGUGAAAGAAGUCAGUAAUUAUUUGCGUGUUGGAGGAUCAGAUCAUGAUGUUCGCAUUAUUGGCAUUUUGGGUAUGGGUGGAACGGGUAAGACAACAAUUGCAAAAGUCAUUUUCAACGAAUUUGAACGAAGUUUUCAAGGUAAGAGUUUUCUUUCAGAAGUGAGGAAAGGGGAUAUGGUUAAAUUGCAAAAUAAACUUCUUUGUGAUAUCUUGAAACCGGCCAAGAUAAAGGUAACUAGUGUCGAUGAAGGAACCAAGAAGAUAAAAGACAAACUUGGCAGCGUAAAGGUACUCGUCAUAUUUGAUGAUAUUGACGAAGAACAAUUAGAUAAGUUAGCUAUAAAACGCGAAUCCUUUGGUCCAGGGAGUAGAAUUAUUGUAACAACUAGAAAUGAACGUGUUCUAAAGAUACUUGAAGUGGAUGGCACAUGUUCGCCACAAACAAUGAGUGACAAAGAAGCUCUUCAACUCUUUUGUUGGCAUGCCUUUACUGAGGAUCAUCCUAAUGAUGAAGAUUAUCUUGAACUCUCAAAAAAAUUUGUUGAGUACUGUAGAGGUUUGCCACAGGCACUUGAAGUUUUAGGUUCUUAUCUACGUAAAAGAACCAAAAGAGAAUGGAAAAGUGCAUUGAAAAAAUUGAAAAGAAAGCCUCACAGGAAAAUUCAUGAAAUGCUUAAAAUAAGCUAUGAUGGGCUAAUUGAUGAUGAAGUGAAGGCUAUCUUCCUUGAUAUAUCUUGUUUUUUAAUUGGAAUGAACAAGAACUAUGUCGUGACAAUAUUGGAUGGCUGUGACUUCGAUACAGAAAUAGGAAUUGGAGAACUCCAUGAUCGAUGCCUCGUAAGUGUUGAUGAAGGAAACAACCUGAUAAUGCAUGAUUUGCUUCGAGAUAUGGGCAGAGAAAUCGUACGUGAAAAAUCCCCGGACAUUACCGGAAAGCGUAGUAGGUUGUGGGAUCCUGAAGAUGUAAAGGAAGUAUUGAGAAGCAAAUCUGGAACAGAGAAAAUUGAAGGGCUCACUUUAGAUUUGCAAGAAUCUCAGCAGGAUAGCUUCAGUGCAGAAGCAUUAGAAGGGAUGCAGGGACUGAGAUUGCUCAAACUCAAAGAUGUAAAUUUCAAAGGACCCUGCAAACAUCUUUCCAAAAAGUUAAGUUUGUUGUGUUGGCCUGAGUGUCCUCUAAAAUCCAUGCCACAAGAUUUCAUUCAACGAAACAUGGUUGAUAUCGACCUGAGUCGUAGCCGCAUAGAAGUGUGGAAGGAUUCAGACGUGGCACUUGAGAAGUUGAAGUUUCUUAAUCUUGGUGGUUGCAAUCGCCUGAAAAGAUUUCCGGACUUUUCAAAACUCCCAAAUCUCAAGAAACUGAUACUCCAAGACUGUAAGAAUUUGUCCAAGAUUUUCCAUUCCAUAGUACAACUGAAAAACCUUGAAUACUUAUACCUUGCGGACUGCAAAUUAGCUGAUAGAGCAAUUCCUGAAGAUCUUGGGGGUCUAUCUUCUUUGAGAGUUUUAGAUUUAAGAGGAAAUGCUUUCAAGAGACUGCCAACCCUCAGCCACCUUUCCAAGCUUCAAACUUUACAAUUGUCUAAUUGCUCGAAGCUUCUGGCAAUCCCGGAUUUACCAACUAAUUUGGAAAUCCUGCAAGCGGAUGAGUGCAUUGCAUUGGAAAAAAUGCCAAAUUUUUCAGAAAUGUUGCGCAUGAGAGAAUUGCAUCUUAAUCACUCCCCCAAGCUUACAGAGAUUAUUGGCUUGGAGAAGUCAUUAUACUCCAUGACAAGAAUUCAUAUGGAAGGAUGCACCAAUCUCACUGCAGCCUUUAAGGAAGCAAUCAUACAGGGAUGGAGUGCAAAUGGAAAUGGUGGCCCUUUUCUUCCUGGAAAUGAUUCUCCUUCAUUGCUUAGGCGUGUCAACCCUAAGGUUGAAAUAAUUUCUCGUCUCCCAUUCCCAAAGUUUGUGUUGUGA
Messenger RNA from Prunus armeniaca (apricot), 2583 nucleotides. The record is from the annotation of a GenBank genome assembly. Lineage: Eukaryota; Viridiplantae; Streptophyta; Magnoliopsida; Rosales; Rosaceae.